Molecule: messenger RNA, 736 nt
Organism: Phytomonas sp. EM1
Lineage: Eukaryota; Euglenozoa; Kinetoplastea; Trypanosomatida; Trypanosomatidae
Source: the annotation of a GenBank genome assembly
GGUCGCAGUGCGCUUUCUUUCUUUAGUUACAGCUUUCCUAUUCAACACUAAUGUGGAUGGAUUUUAUUUCGAAAUGCAGCGACUGAUGUCCUCAGCAUGAGCAUCUAGCGUACUUAGAUACAGCGGAAACAGACCGGGUUGGGAAUUGCGUGGAUUUUUUCCUUCAACAUACUCUCCAGUUGUCAAGGCAUGGGAUAAACUUAUCUUGAAAAUGUGGACUUAGCCCCUUCGAAUUGUCGAAGGAGUGAAUUGUAUUGCAGGGGUUUGUGGGGUUGUUUCAGGCACUGGUGAUUCUUGACGCCAGAUUGUUCAGUGCAGGGAGGUAUAAAAUAUACGGGCCUAUCUGAUCUGUUUUAUCUUCCUUUCGUUCCAUUUUAUUUUAAUUAAGGUAUGGGCGCUUUGAUUCAACUAGUUAUUGUUUCAUCCAUAGAGUCUUUCCUGAGACUUUGCCCCCCAUUCGAAAAUAAAAGCCUGAUGCGAAUAGUUACCCCCAACCUGCCACCUUUAUUCUUCACCUUGUAUGUGCGAAUGGAUAUGGGUAUAAUAUGUUCAUCAUUAAAAUUAUACGUGGUGCUUCUGUAUUCUAUUCUGAAUAUUUUAUCUAUUUAUUUAUCUGUAUAGCUAUGGUCAAUUGAGUUUAUUGCUCAUGAUUUUUUUGACAUAGUAAAACGUCGUGCAAUGGAUGAAUCCACAUGCCAAUGGCACUAUAGAAAGGAGUCCAAUAGACCAAUAUAUA